Messenger RNA from Vespula vulgaris, 1118 nucleotides. Its product is annotated as protein kinase C-like. Lineage: Eukaryota; Metazoa; Arthropoda; Insecta; Hymenoptera; Vespidae. Gene Ontology annotation, biological process: protein phosphorylation. Bases 335 to 571 code for a protein of 78 amino acids. Gene Ontology annotation, molecular function: ATP binding; protein serine/threonine kinase activity. The record is from RefSeq and is a predicted model, not a curated record. The transcript has 4 exons.
UGGUAUAGUAGUUUAAAAUAUAUUUAUAAUUAAAAUUUAUAUGGGUACUGUUUUCUCUUUUAAAUUGGAGAUCAUUUUCACUUGUAAAUUUGCAUGAUACAUUGAAAUAUCUUUUAACUGGAGGAUGCCUGGAUGCUGUAUAAGGAUAUUUCCUUUACAUUUAAUUUUGGUAAUACAGGACAAAAUAGUGUCUAUUAGAUAACAUGUUUGAAUGUUUCUUUUAUAAGAAAUUGUUUAAUCGUACUGAUUUGAGUAUUAUCAAAAUUAUAUCAGAGUUUGCUCUUGCGUAGUUCACAAACGAUGUCAUAAAUUGGUUAUUGCAAAAUGUUCUGGAAUGUUAAAUGAGAACAGGGAAACUGGAUUGCAAUCACAUCAAAAUGAGAUAGAUGUACCACAUCAAUUCUUUGUUCAUUCAUAUAAAAGGUGUACAUUCUGUGAUCAUUGUGGUUCUCUUUUAUAUGGAUUAUAUAAACAAGGCGAACAAUGCAAAGUUUGUAAUAUUAAUAUUCAUAAAAGAUGCCAUAAAAAUGUGGCUCACAAUUGCGGUAUGAACACAAAGGAAAUAAUAUAAUUUUAAGCAAAAUGUUUGUUUUAAAAGCAAAACAAAGUAAUUUUUAUACGAAUUUGGAACAAGGAUCAAGUGGUACAAAAAUACAUCUGAAAGGAAAUGCGAUUUUUUUGGAAUUCGAAAUAAUCGAACAAACAGUUAAUCUGGUUUUAGCAAUCACACUUAAUCUUUUUAAUCCUGUAUUUAACAUGAUUGAUACAUUGAUUUAUAAGUACGUAGAUUAUACAUAUACUUAGAUUAUAAUAUAUAUACAGAUUUUAAAGAUUUUAAUCUAUACAAGGUGUGCCAUUAAUUCUUAAGCGAUUUUAAAAGUCAGUUAUUCUUUUUCGAGAUUUUUUUCACAAAAUAAUAACAGAUUUUUAAAAUCGUUUAUGGGAACUUUUGGACCACUCUAUAUUUUAUAAAUAUUUUAAUCGAAACUAAUAUAUAUUAAUGGUUUUUUUGGUGGAAGAUAAUUCAAUAACAUUAUUACAUUGAUACAUCAAUGUAAAUUUAGAUACAUAGUUCUUCGAUUGUUUAUAUAAAUCAAUAAAGAUCGCGAUUUACUUAG